AUGGGUAUCUGGGACGCUUUCACCGAUAUUGUCGAGGCUGUGACGCCAUGGAGCGUCGUUGAGGCCGAGGCUCCUGCUGAGGAGCCCCAGGAGGAGAACGAGUCCAAGACCGAGUCUAAGAACGAGCCCGAGGAGGAGGAGGAGGAGGAGGAGGAAGAGGAAGAAGAGGAGGAUGAGGAUGAUGAGGAGGAGCUCGUCGACCCCAAGGAGACUCUCGAGGAAGAGUGCAAGAACGCUCCCCAAUGUGCCCCCGCCAAGCACCACUUCGACGAGUGUGUUGAGCGUGUUCAGCAGCAGGAGAGCGAGGGUGGUGCCAAGGAGGACUGUGUCGAGGAGUUCUUCCACCUUGCCCACUGUGCGACCGCUUGCGCCGCUCCCAAGCUUUGGUCUCAGCUCAAGUAA
Messenger RNA from Fusarium coffeatum, 402 nucleotides. RefSeq lists its product as uncharacterized. Gene Ontology annotation, biological process: mitochondrial electron transport, ubiquinol to cytochrome c. Lineage: Eukaryota; Fungi; Ascomycota; Sordariomycetes; Hypocreales; Nectriaceae. The transcript has 4 exons. The record is from RefSeq and is a predicted model, not a curated record. The coding region runs from base 1 to 402 and encodes 133 amino acids.